Messenger RNA from Harpia harpyja (harpy eagle), 6138 nucleotides. RefSeq names its product sterol regulatory element binding transcription factor 2 (gene SREBF2). The coding region runs from base 133 to 3483 and encodes 1116 amino acids. The transcript has 19 exons. Lineage: Eukaryota; Metazoa; Chordata; Aves; Accipitriformes; Accipitridae. The record is from RefSeq and is a predicted model, not a curated record. Gene Ontology annotation, biological process: positive regulation of cholesterol storage; positive regulation of transcription by RNA polymerase II. Gene Ontology annotation, molecular function: protein dimerization activity; DNA-binding transcription factor activity, RNA polymerase II-specific; RNA polymerase II cis-regulatory region sequence-specific DNA binding. Gene Ontology annotation, cellular component: nucleus.
CGCCGGCCGGCCGGGGCGGCCCAAGAUGGCGCGGGGUCGGCGGCGUUCGCCGGCAGCCUCCGCUUAAGCGGCCGGGGCGGCGGCGGGGGGGUUCAUGCGCCGGUGCGCCCGGCUGCGGCGGGCCCCUGCGCGAUGGAGGGCGGCGAGCUGGGCGUGGAGAACAUGGAGAGCCUGACCGAGCUGGGCGACGAGCUCACACUGGGCGACAUCGACGAGAUGCUGCAGUUCGUCAGUAACCAGGCGGGAGACUUUCCGGAUCUGUUUUCGGAUCACCUGUGUGGCACCUUCCAGGGCAGCGGCAGCGGUGGCGGCAGCUGUGGGACCCUGGAGCCGCAGUUGCAGCGGCCGUACGGCCAGGCGCAGCUCCAGCCCUUCCCGCCGCCCCCCGCCUCCCCCCAGCUCCAGAGCCUGCCGGUCAAAGGGGCGCAGGCAGCACUGCCGGCCCCUCCGCGGUCGGCCCCGCUCCUUCAGCCCCGGCCCCCGCUCCAGCCGCAGCUCCAGCAGCAGGCCGUGAUGAUUACGCCGACGUUCAGCUCUGCUCCCCAGACCAGGAUCAUCCAGCAGCCGGUGAUCUACCAGAACGCAGCCACGAGCUUCCAAGUUCUCCAGCCUCAAGUCCAGAGCCUGGUGACGUCCUCACAGGUUCAGCCGGUUACCAUCCAGCAGCAAGUGCAGACUGUGCAGGCCCAGCGAGUGCUGACGCAGGCUGCCAACGGCACCAUCCAGACAUUAACGCCAGCCACGGUCCAGACGGUUGCUGCACCACAGGUCCAGCAAGUUCCGGUUCUGGUCCAACCUCAGAUCAUAAAAACGGACUCCCUUGUCUUGACAACCCUGAAAACGGACGGUAAUCCUGUUAUGGCCGCAGUACAGAACCCAGCGCUGACAGCACUCGCUGCUCCCAUUCAGACCACAGCUCUGCAGACCCUUGUUGGGAGCAAUGGGACCAUUUUGACCACAAUGCCAGUGAUGGUGGGACAAGAAAAGGUGCCUAUCAAACAAGUUCCUGGGGGUGUCAAGCAACCAGAACCACCUAAAGAAGGAGAGAGGAGAACAACUCACAACAUCAUUGAAAAGCGUUACCGGUCAUCCAUAAAUGACAAGAUCAUUGAGCUGAAGGACCUUGUCAUGGGGACAGAUGCCAAGAUGCACAAGUCUGGAGUCCUGAGGAAAGCCAUUGAUUACAUUAAAUACCUGCAGCAGGCCAACCAUAAGCUGAGGCAGGAGAACAUGGUUCUGAAGCUGGCUAACCAAAAAAACAAGCUGUUGAAGGGCAUUGACCUAAGCAGUCUGGUUGACAACGAUGUGGAUCUGAAGAUAGAUGACUUCAACCAGAACGUGCUGCUGAUGUCUCCUCCAGCCUCUGACUCAGGAUCCCAGGCUGGCUUCUCUCCCUAUUCCAUUGAUUCAGAGCCAGGAAGCCCACUCCUUGAUGAUGCAAAGGUUAAAGACGAGCCUGACUCUCCUCCCGUGGCCCUUGGUAUGGUGGAUCGCUCUCGAAUACUCCUCUGUGCUCUCACGUUCCUUUGCCUUUCCUUCAAUCCUCUGACAUCUCUCCUGGAUGCCCGAGGAACGCCGGAGUCUGACAGCCUGGUGCGCCACGGCUCUGGCAGGAACGUGCUGACCAUUGAGUCAGAUGUGGGUAGCUGGUUCGGCUGGAUGAUGCCCACGCUGAUCCUGUGGCUCGUGAAUGGAGUGAUUGUACUGAGCGUGUUCGUAAAGCUCCUUGUGCAUGGAGAGCCAGUGACCCGGCUGCACUCAAGGUCAUCGGUCACGUUCUGGAGGCAUCGCAAGCAAGCGGACCUGGAUUUGGCACGGGGGGAUUUUGCUGCAGCUGCGUCAAACCUGCAGACUUGCCUGUCGGUACUUGGCCGAGCGCUGCCGGCUUCCCGCCUGGACUUGGCCUGCAGCCUGUCCUGGAACGUGAUCCGCUAUAGCCUGCAGAAGCUGGCGCUGGUGCGGUGGCUGCUGAAGAGGACUUCUCACCAGUGGCGGGCAAGGGAGGCCACUGCAGGCUUCGAGGACGAGGCCAAGACCAGCGCUCGGGAUGCAGCUCUAGCAUAUCAUAAGCUCCAUCAGCUCCACAUAACAGGUAAACUUCCCUCCAGCUCAGCUUACUCGGGCUUGCACAUGGCCCUGUGUGCGGUGAAUCUGGCCGAGUGCGCGGAAGAAAAGAUCCCACCCAGCACAAUGGCAGAAAUCCACCUGACGGCUGCGGUUGGAUUGAAAACCCGCUGUGGAGGCAAGCUUGGCUUCCUAGCGAGCUACUUUCUAAGCCAGGCUCAAAGCCUGUGCAGCUCGGAGCGGAGUGCCAUUCCUGACUCGUUGCGUUGGCUGUGCCACCCCCUGGGACAGAAGUUUUUUGUGGAGCGAAGCUGGACGGUGAAGUCUGCUGCGAAGGAGAGCCUGUACUGCACCCAAAGAAACCCCGCGGAUCCUAUUGCACAAGUUCAUCAGGCGUUUUGUGAGAACCUGCUAGAGCGAGCAGUGGAUUCACUCGUGAAGCCUCAGACCAGGAAAGAGAUAGUGGGACAAGAGGAGGAGGAGCCAUGCGAGUUCUCUGGUGCCAUGGAGUACCUGAAAUUGCUCAACUCUUUCUUGGACUCAAUGGGGAGCGGAGCCCCACCCUUUGCCAGCAAUUCUGUACUCAAGUCCGCCCUGGGCCCUGAUGUGGUAUGCAGAUGGUGGUCAGCAGCGGUGGCUAUGGCGAUCGGUUGGCUCAGAGGGGACGACACGGCUGUGAGGUCACAUUUUGCAGAAGUGGAGCGCAUGCCAAAAUCCCUGGAGAUGUCAGAGAAUGCCCUAGUGAAAGCCACCUUCUACGUCUGUAAAGCCAUGCAGGCCUCACUGUCCGGGAAGGCAGAUGGACAGCAGAGCUCCCUGGGUCACUGUGAGAGGGCCAGCAGUCACUUAUGGAACAGCCUCAACAUGAGCAGCGGUGUCUCCAGCACUGUCCUCAGCAAUAUGAUCCAGCUGCUGGCCUGUGACUUGCUGCUCUCUCUCCGCACCAGCCUGUGGCAGAAGCAGGCGAAUGCCAGCCAGACCCUGGGUGAGACCUACCACGCCUCGGCCCCCGAGCUGACGGGCUUCCAGCGAGACCUCGGCAGCCUGCGCAAGCUGGCCCAUGGCUUCAGGCCCGCCUAUCGCAAGGUCUUCCUCCACGAGGCCACCGUGCGCCUGAUGGCGGGUGCCAGCCCUACCCGCACCCACCAGCUGCUGGAGCACAGCUUGAGGCGACGCACCCCCCAGAGCAGCAAGCAAGGUGAACUGGACACCCUGCCGGGCCAGAGGGAGCGAGCCACAGCCAUCCUGUUGGCCUGCCGCCAUCUCCCCCUCUCCUUCCUCUCCUCCCCGGGCCAGCGAGCGGUGCUGCUGGCUGAGGCCGCCCGCACCUUGGAGAAGGUGGGGGACAAGCGCUCCUGCAACGACUGCCAGCAGAUGAUUGUCAAGCUGAGCGGGGGCACAGCCAUCGCCGCCUCCUAACGCCGGCGUGGGGCCGCCUCAUGUAAAGACAGCCUGGCUGACCGUCAGCCUAGACUGCCCUUCUGGAGCUUAAAAGAAAAAAAAAAAAAAAAAAAAGUGCUAGGUUAGGGCCGUGCUGGUGGGAUCGCGAUGGGGUGGGAGAGGGAGGGAGGGUUUUGGUUUUGGUUUUUGUUUUUUUUUUUUACCUUGUCCCAGGUUUAGCUUUAUUAGCCCCCUUGCUUGUUCUCAGGCACUGCAGCAGGAAUCUGUCUAGUUGUGGUUUUUGCGACCGUGCCCGGGGCUGUUGGGAAGCGCUGCCCCAACCCGGAGCCCCCAUCCCUGCUGGGGGAGAAGCCCACAAGCCCAAGGCAUAGAGAAGUGGCACACCCUGUGUCUGUCCUCAGGGGCCUCUUGUUCUCUUUCCAAACACCUCUGUGGAAAGGAACCUUUGGGGAGACAGAGGAUCUGCUCAAGCCUUGCCCCACAGGGCUACUGGGCUCUGGGGCUGUUCCCGAGGUGGGGGGGAGGAAGGCACCAGCUUUCCUUGAGCUGUGUGUCAGGAAACCGAAGGCCCCUAGACCCAACUUACAGAGGUGCUCUGGGAGUAUUACGUGGGGCCAGUACUGCCCGGCAAAUUUCUCUACGGUUUUUAUACAGGUUUUUUUAUAGGAGUGUUUGUGGCUUUACAAAAACAUAGGGAACAAUGCAGCAGAUUUCCCUUUCUCUCCACUUCGUGCGCCUCCUUUCUGUGAUAGCUGCCUCUGGUUUUUGGCAGGGGGCUGGGUUUGUGGCAGCCUACAACAAGCGGAGCCUCGUAGAAGGCCGGGGCAUCCCUGGUCAUCCAGUGCUGCGUGGCAGCAGAGGUGGACGUGCAGCACCCUGCACUCUGCGCGAAGGGUGAAUGCUGCUCUGGUGCCUUGUUGAUGCAGAAACAAUUUUUUAGAAACAGUUUUUUAUUUUACUCAACUCCCAGUCCCAGAACUUGUCUUCAGGUGUUUCUCCUUCCCUUCUCCAACUGCUCAACAGCUCCUGAGCAGCUCCAGGGACUGGGAGGCACUGGUUCAGGGUGUGAGUCUCCCAGCUCUGUUACCAUUGCUAUUCAGAGCAGUUUGACUUGCAGGUGUUGAAUUGCCUGUGACUUUUCAAGAGGGGGAGGCGGAUUGGGGACAGGGAGGGAACAGUUUGCCCUCUUUCUCUCUGCCUUUCCUGUUGCAUCUCUCCAAAGAAGUGCAAAGCAGUUGCCCUCUCAUGCAAAUGUGGAAACCAGCCCUUGGCAGGCGAGCAUCACUGCUUCUCCCUGUGCAUAACUGGCGUGUGCUCCGUGUCGGCAGCUAGAAGCAUUUAGAUAAGGGCAGCAGCCCAAUCCUAUCCUGUCCCAGUCAGGCCCUUACAGCCUGACUCCUGCAAAAUCAGAAUUCAGGCUGUUUUGCAAGAAGCUUCUACAUGUAUCUGGCUUUUGCAGAGGAGCAUGAGAGCUUGAGCUCCUUCCAAAAUGAGGGGAAAAAGAUGGGGACUUGUUGCCUCACUUUGCAUGGGGUCUUUUGGCAUCUGGGAGGGGGGUUUCAUGUGCUGUGGGAAUUGAACACAGUGCUAGUCCUGGAGUUGCCUGGCUUCAACAAGAUGGAAACAGGGGCCAGGAGAAACCCGUCUCUCAGCAAAGCCCAUUCCCAGCGGCCGUGGGCUAUAGCUGCAAACAACAGUAUGGGGACCAGAAGAUGCUUCCCUCUCUCUCCCGCUUUAUUUGGGGAAUAGCUGGUGCACACCCAGCCUCGAUGGCUGGCAGCCUGUGCUGCUCGCCCCACUGGCAGGCAGGGGGGGUCCCUUGCUUCCCGCUGCCAGUCGGAGGUGAGCUCAUCCUCUGAGGAUGCUCUUGCCUGUCUUCGAUCAGCCUAGGGGAUGCUCUGGUGGCAGCCACGUCUGCUUUGAGCAGGGAUCCCAAGUGUGCAGAACAGCUCCUGGGUUUGGGGGGUUUGGAUUGCCCAUCCCAAGUUUCCUAGGUUAUCAGGGAUCCUAGUUGGGGGGGGGUGUGGGUGUGUGGCGUGAUUACACCCUCCUACUUUUUCUCCUCUUAAGUGGCUCUCACACUGUCUUCCUGCUCAUGGUUUUUUCCUAAAAUACAGAAACUCCUUACCUGUGACAACCUCAGAGUUAUUUUGCGUUUCCCCAGAUCUGCGUCCAACGCGUGGGAAGUUUUGUGCUUUAGUAAUUGGAAAAGGGAGAUGCUGAGGCUUCACUUUGUCACUAACAGUGGACCGAGUCCUGGGGGCUGGGCUGCAGGGAGUACAGGCUGGGCUGGGGGUGGGAGGCUGCUGGGCUGAAACCCUGGUAGCUAACGGCAUCACCCAUGGAUGGUACUUCUCUCCCUUCCAGGGCAAGGGAUCUUUGCCUUGUUUUUUCUACACUGUUUAUAAAUUUGCUGCCCAUCUGUCCCUACAACUUUUUUUAUAUGUGUGUGUAUAUACUGUAACUUUUUUUCGUUUGCGGGUUGGAGGAAAUUGUUUUAUGGAUUAUGUGAAGAAAGUCUAUUUAUCCACAUGGAGUUUGGAGUAGGGGUGCUUUGUGAUACGAGGUGCAGCUGGUGGUGGGGAGGUUCCCUGGGGAACAUAUCUGCUGUCCGAAAACCCUGUUCAGGGCUCCUGAGCAUCUGUUACCUAAUAAAGGCGAACGUUGCCACCA